Oryza brachyantha (malo sina) is the source of this 1628-nucleotide messenger RNA. RefSeq names its product common plant regulatory factor 1-like. Lineage: Eukaryota; Viridiplantae; Streptophyta; Magnoliopsida; Poales; Poaceae. Gene Ontology annotation, molecular function: DNA-binding transcription factor activity; sequence-specific DNA binding. Gene Ontology annotation, cellular component: nucleus. Gene Ontology annotation, biological process: regulation of DNA-templated transcription. Bases 156 to 1292 code for a protein of 378 amino acids. The record is from RefSeq and is a predicted model, not a curated record. The transcript is spliced from 12 exons.
CCACCCCGGCGCACGCAUACGGGGGAAGGCAAGGCGCGCGCUCUAGCCUACUCCCCGCCAUCAGUCGCGUUCACUCUCCGCUCGGGCUUCUUCGCGCUCCUGCCGCCGGCCCGCACCGCCGCGCCGAUCUGCGACGCUCCAGGAAGUUAUAAAAAAUGGGGAAUGAUGAAGCUGUAGUUACUCAGAAGAUGGGGAAAGCACCAUCGCCCCCUAAGGAUCAUCCAGCCCUUGGUCCAUACCUUGAUUGGUCUAAUAUGCAGGCAUAUUAUGGCCCAGGGAUCUUGCCACCAACAUUUGUUGGCCCUGGAAUAGUCCCUGGUCAUACCACACCAUUUAUCUGGGGUCCUCAGCCUCUGGUGCCAUCCGCUUUUGGGAAGCCAUAUGCGACAAUAUAUCCACCUGGUGGAGGUUUUUCACACCCGUUCAUGCCCCUUAUGGUGAACCCAUUGAGCAUGGAGCCAGCAAAAUCCGUGAACAGCAAGGAGAACUGUUCAAAUAAGAAACUGAAGGAAAUUGAUGGUGCUGCUAUCUCGACUGGCAGUGGCAACAGUGAAAAAACGAGUGGAGAUUACAGCUUAGAAGGAUCCAGUGAUGGAAACAACCAGAAGGCAAGUGGAACUCCCAAGAAAAGGAGCAUAGAUGAUAGGCCUAAAUCAGAUGACAAGAAGGCCAUACAUGUUUCUCCAGGCGUGGAAACUGGUGGAGCUUUGACACCUAAUGAUAGACCUAGCGAAAGGGCAGCUUUGCCAAAUCUGUGUAUUCCGGUUACAGCAAUCAAACCAGACGUGAGCGCUGCUAGUGAUUUCAGAGUUAUUGCCACCCCAGUAACUGAAGUGCCAACUAAGGAUGAUAAGGAAUCAAAGCGGGAGAGAAGGAAGCAAUCAAAUAGGGAGUCUGCUCGGAGGUCAAGACUGAGGAAGCAGGCCGAGACUGACGAACUGGCUAGGAAAGUGGAGUUAUUGACUGUGGAGAACAGAUCGCUUAGACGUGAAAUAAGCAGGCUAGCGGAAAGCUCCAAGAAACUUAGAUUAGAGAAUUCUGCUCUAAUGGAGAAACUGACGGAAACCGGGCCAGAUGAAGCACAAGAAGUGCCUCCAGUCAAAAACAAAAAGGCACGGUCAGCUCGAGGAGUCGAAAACUUCCUGUCAAUGAAAGAUAACACUAACACAUCAAGAAGUAGUGGGCACAUGGAGCAGGCCACGCCCAAACUUCGUCAAAUGGAGCAGGCCACGCCCAAACUUCGUCAACUCCUGGGCACUCGUCUGGCGACUGAUGCUGUAGCCGCAAGAUAAUCCCAAGUUUCUUAACCCUGCGCUUCGUUCGUGCUCCGACGCACGCAUGCCACCAUUUGGCCCGGUGAAUUUUAUAUGCUCAACCUGCACGCAAGAUUAACGUCGAAGUAGUAGGUGCGAUUUUGUUACUUGUACUUGUAAAUUAGCUGCCUUUUUAGACGGGGCAGUCCAACCGCUCCGCCGGGAUGUGUGGAUGCCCUCUCGGCCGUUGUUUUUCAGCGAGUUUUUCCUCUUACCUACUAGUAGUAGAUCGGUAACAUCAGUUCUGAGUGCUGCCUGCUGACUCCGUGUUAUAUCAAACUGAUCUCUGUAAAUACUGUAACUGACAGAAAGCGU